CUAGGGUUUUCGAUUUCUCUUCUUCAACCAUGGAUAUGACUACUUGUGUUGCUAGAAGAACUCGUUCAAGGACUGAAUCUUACUUGAAUUCGAUUCUUAAUAGAUCAAAGGGGAUUAAUGGAGAAGAAGAUUCGUUAAAUUCGAGGACGGAGAAGAGAAGAGUGAACAUGCGUGAUGCUUGUUCACCGUCUCCGAGGAAGAAGAAACGACGGCGGAGAAAGGUUAGUGAGGAUGAUGACGACGACGAUGUUGAAUUUAUCAGAACUGAUUAUCCAGAAGGUAAGCGUGAUGAUGAGAAUGUUGGUUCUACUUCUGGGAAUUUUGAAUCGAAAUCGCUUGAUUUUUCUGAUAGGGUUUGUGAUUUGGGAGGUGAAGAGAGAAUUUCUAAUUUUAACCCUUUAUCUCCGGAUGAUGAUGAUGUUGUUUUUGUUAGAACUGUUUUGAGAGAGAAUGAUCAUGUUGGUUCUGCUUCGGUGGUUUCUCCUAGGGUUUGUGAUUUUGAUGUGGAUGAUGCUGAUUUGAGGGGUGAGGAGAAAACUUCUAGUUUGGAUCCUUUAUCUCCGGAUGAUGAUGAUGUUGUUUUUGUUGGAACUGUUCCGGGAGAGAACGAAGAUGUUGAGGAUGGUAAUGUUGGUUCUGGGGUUUGUGAUAUUCUUUUGGAUGAUGUUAAUUUGAGGGGUGAGGAGAAGACUUAUGAGUCUGAUGAGGUUGUGAGUCUAAGUUUUAAUUCUGAUGAUGAGGAAUGUGGGACUGAUUCAGGAGAGGAAGUUAGUGGUGAAGAUAGAGAUUCUGGUGAGAUUGAUAUGAAUGAAGAUGCUAAUGACCCAUCUUAUAACAUGGAGGAAAGUUCAGAUCCUUCUUGUGAGGAGAGCUCUGAUAGUGAUUUUGUUCGUUCUGAGGAUGAAGAGGGUGGUACCGGAGACGUUGCUAAAGGCGAAAAGAACCCAAGUGAAAAAGUAUACUACCAUAAAAAGUCGAGGACUUUUCGUAGGAAGCAUAACUUGGAAGUAAUUAACCUGCUAGCUAAAUCUAUUUGGGAGAGCAAAGACGUUUUCAAGGAAGACAUUUGCUCCGGGGACAAAAUAGCAGAGGUUGAUUCUAGAGAAGAUGCUAUAAAUAGGGAGAGCUCAAGUGAAAAGGUAAAUGAACAGGGGAAACCAAGGGAACUGAGGAGUUUCCAUAGGGUGAAGGAGAAGAACCACUUGAAUGGUGAGAAUUUUUAUGGUGGCGGAAAACUAUGUGAUGGCGAAGAGACAAUACACUACUCGACAGAAGAUUCACCUCCUUUAAACUUGAGAUUUGGCUGCGAGGAGCCUGUGCUUAUCGAGAAAACAGAAGAGGAGAAAGAAUUAGACAGCUUGUGGGAAGAUAUGGCCGUUGCUCUAACAUUGGAAGGAAUGAACUCAUCUACUCCUGAUAAAAAUGGAGAUAUGCUAUGUAGCAAAGGGACGCACGACUUUGUCCUGGAUGAGGAAAUCGGUUUGAAAUGCCUCCACUGUUCGUAUGUGGCUGUCGAGAUCAAAGACAUCUCACCAGCUAUGGACAAGUAUCGUGCUAGUGUUAACGACAAUACGAAAUCUAGUGAUAAAAAGGGUGACCCUUUACCUAACAGGCUUGACUUUGAUGCUUCAGAUCCCAGCAGUCAUGUCGCCCCUUUGGAUAAUACAGAAGGAACUGUCUGGCAAUACGUCCCUGGCAUCAAAGAUACUUUGUACCCACACCAACAAGAAGGCUUUGAAUUUAUUUGGAAGAACUUAGCUGGGACAACAAAACUUAAUGAGUUGAACAGCGUAGGGGUUAAGGGAAGUGGCGGAUGCAUUAUUUCGCAUAAGGCUGGAACUGGUAAGACACGCUUGACCGUCGUUUUUCUCCAGUCAUACUUAGAACGGUUUCCAAAUAGCCAUCCUAUGGUCAUAGCUCCUGCAACUCUAAUGCGUACGUGGGAAGAAGAAGUCAGGAAAUGGAACGUAAAUAUUCCAUUUUAUAACAUAAAUAGUCUGCAGUUCUCAGGGUAUGAGGAUGCUGAAGCUGUCUCACGUUUAGAGGGAAAUAGGCAUCAUAAUUCCAUCCGUAUGGUUAAGCUAGUUUCGUGGUGGAAGCAGAAAAGCAUUCUUGGAAUUAGCUACCCUCUGUAUGAGAAGCUCGCGGCAAAUAAGAACACUGAAGGAAUGCAAGUGUUUAGGAGGAUGUUGGUAGAAUUGCCGGGGUUACUGGUCCUUGACGAGUGCCACACCCCGAGAAACCAGAAUAGUCUCAUUUGGAAAGUGCUUACUGAAGUCAGAACAGAAAAGCGUAUCUUUCUGUCAGGGACACUGUUCCAGAAUAAUUUCAAGGAACUUUCUAACGUCUUAUGCCUGGCAAGACCAGCUGAUAAAGAUACGAUUUCUUCGAGGCUACAUGAACUUAGCAAGUGCAGCCAAGAAGGAGAACACGGAAGGGUGAAUGAAGUAAAUAGAAUUGUGGAUCUUAAGGCUGUGAUUGCCCUUUUUGUGCAUGUCUACGAAGGAGACAUUCUUCAAGAAAGCCUUCUAGGUCUAAGAGACUGUGUUCUGGUGUUGAACCCGCCUUUUCAACAGAAGAAAAUUCUGGACAGAAUUGACACUUCUCAAAGCACAUUUGAAUUUGAGCACAAGCUUUCAGCUGUUUCAGUACACCCAUCUCUGUAUUUGUGCUGCAAUCCGACGAAAAAGGAAAACUUGGUUAUUGGGCCAGCAACAUUAGAAACUCUGAAGACGCUUAGACUUAAGUACAAGGAAGGUGUGAAAACAAAGUUCCUUAUCGACUUCAUCCGCAUCAGUGGAACCAUGAAAGAGAAAGUGUUGGUGUAUAGCCAAUACAUUGACACUCUAAAGCUGAUCAUGGAGCAACUCAGUGAAGUAUUUGGCUGGACUGAAGGGGAAGAAAUUCUCUUUAUGCAUGGUAAAGUUGAACAAAGAGACAGGCAGUAUCUGAUCGACAACUUCAACAAACCAGACAGUGGAUCUAAAGUUCUACUGGCAUCAACAAAAGCAUGUUCCGAGGGUAUCAGUCUUGUUGGCGCUUCAAGAGUUGUGAUUCUUGAUGUUGUUUGGAACCCUUCUGUUGAAAGCCAAGCCAUAAGUCGGGCUUUCAGACCUGGUCAAAAGCGUGCUGUGUUCAUUUACCAUCUCAUGGUGAAAGACACAUCUGAGUGGAACAAGUACUGUAAGCAAAGUGAGAAACAUCGCAUAUCCGAACUGGUCUUCUCUUCUACCAAUGAGAAGGAUAAGCCGAUCAACAACGAAGUUGUUUCCGAAGAUAAAAUCCUCGACGAGAUGGUUCGACACGAGAAGCUGAAACACAUCUUUGAGAAGAUACUUUAUCACACAGGAAUCUGACAUGUUUACCAGCUUCUUCUGAUUGAAAUAUCAUUUUCUUUCUGUUAAUCCCACUCUGAGACUCUAGGCGUUUAUAUUACUUAAGUUCCAGCUUUGGAACAGAUGACUCUAGCAAUAUGUAAUUCUCUGAUACGAUUUCUUCUAGCUAAUGAAGUGUGUAUUUUCCA
This is a messenger RNA of Arabidopsis arenosa, 3523 nucleotides long. The record is from the annotation of a GenBank genome assembly. Lineage: Eukaryota; Viridiplantae; Streptophyta; Magnoliopsida; Brassicales; Brassicaceae.